AUGGCGUCGCCGCGGCGCGAGUUGGGAUGGCUCCUGCUGCUGGCUGCCAUCUGGUGGCAGAGGACCGACCUUGUCGCCUUUGUGGUGCCGUCGCGGGUUUCCCUGCACCGGACAAGCGGUGAAUCGGCAUUGGUUGCACGUGCUGCCUCCGAUGAGGAUGAGGCCGUCAGGCGUCCGAGCAAGCCCAGUCUGGAUUAUCCACCACCACCUCCGGCAGCGUCCGUUGCUUGGCCCCGAUAUUUGUCAUGGCUGGGGUCGACUGUGGGCGCCCUGUAUGGGCUCCGCCGAAAGCUUUUCGGAGGGGCGCAGGCCGUGGCCCUGGACCCAGCACUGCCCGUCAGAGUGCGUAUGCAGCUUAUCAACUCGCGCCGUGACUUGCGCUCCAAGGCACAGCUGGCCCCACGCAGCUUCCGACAGAUGCUGCGCAACUCUGCCGAUACCCUCGAGGAGGUGCCAGCCCUUCUCGUCACGGUCGCCGUGCUGGCGGGGGAUGCCCUGAAAAAGAAGGGCCAGGGCUUGUCCGAGUACCGCUCGCUGGGUGAAGCUCAAGCACUCUUGUUCACAGCUGGCAAGCUACACCUCGGAAUGCAGCACGGCAGUAGCGGCAAGAUGCGUCUCCUGGGCGGUGACUUCCUCUACGCUGAGGGGCAGUGGAUGCUCGCCGAUCUCGGAUCGCUGCCGGCAAUCCGACUCACCUCGCGGAUGAUUCAGGAUGUCAGUGACGGUGCCUCGAAGGGGGGCGCAGCCCCAGCCGAGUUGCCGAGCUUCGCGGUGGGCGAUGUAGGGGCGCGGGCUGCGCUCCAUGCAGCGUACCUCCGUGUGGGCAGCUAUUUUUCGGCGGUGGCCUCCGGCGCCGCUUGGCUCAGCGGCGCGCCGCGGUCGGUCGUAAAGGCCCUCCGAAAGUACGGGACCAACCUUGGCAUUGCGCUUCAAUUGGCGCAGUUCCGGGACGAUGCGCCGUCGCAGGAUGCCGCGCUCUGGCUAUCCCGAUUUGCAGGGGAGGUGCUCCGUGGCCCAGAGGUGCAGCACCUCCAAGGCUCUGCAGCUUUGCGUGGCAUGCGGCGCCUGGCGCACCGAGUGGAAAGGGGCUCUGGGCAAGCGCUGGAGGAGCUUUUGAAGAAGUCGCAAGACGCCCCAAAGAUGCGCGGACUUACCUUCGCAGAUGUGGAGGAGAUGGAGACCAUGCUGGAGGAGCUUUAUGUUCGACCCGACGAGUCUUCAGACGACGGUCCCAAGCGCCUCCAGGGCAUGGGUUUCCGAAGAGAUCAGGUGAGCGAUCGAGGGCUUGAGGAGCUCAUUGCAAAAGGUCUUAGUGACGAACCGCUGCCCACAGCCCAGGAGCCGCCACCGACGUGGCCCUCCAAGGAAGAGGGCGGACCGAAGGCAGCACUUCAGGCUUCUUUCCGCUGCAUCGGCAAGGAGCUCGGGACCGUGAACGCCAAGUUGGAUGGUGUUUCCUUGGCUGAGCCUGCUGCUAGCGAGUUGGUGCGCGAGGAGGUUCUGCGCUUGUUCGCAUCAGGUGGCAAGCGAUUGCGACCUGCUCUCACUUUGCUCACGGCCGCGGCGACGGGAGCUUCGGAGGCAGCCAUGGCCAAUGUUGCUGCCCUGGCGGCUGCAGUGGAGGUGUUGCAUUCCGCCUCCCUGGUGCAUGACGACAUCCUUGACGACGCCGACAAGCGCCGCGGGGAGGAGACGGCCCACUUGCGCCUGGGUGAGCGAAGCGCCACCUUGGUGGGUGACUUCCUGUUUGCCACGGCCUCUGUGCUUGUAGCGGAGAUUGGCAGCCUUCCAACCGUGCUGCUGAUUUCGAAGGUCGUCGCCGAUUUCGGCCGAGGGGAGUUGGCCCAAUCCGCCGUGCGCUUCGAGGCCGUGGACUACUCCCUGGAGGACUACUUGGCCAAGAGCUUCUACAAGACCGCAUCGCUCCUGGCCGCGGCAUGCCACGCAGCAGCGGUGCUGAGCAAGCAGGAGAGGGACCCAGAUGCCUUCGAAAGUCAGUGCUGCUACCGCUUUGGGGCUUACGUCGGCCUAGCCUUUCAGGUAGUCGAUGACAUCUUGGAUUUCGUCUCCACCGAGGAGGAGUUGGGCAAGCCGGCCCUCGCAGAUUUGAAGGAGGGCAACCUCGGAGCUCCGGUGCUCUUCGCGGCCCAGCCCGGGGCCUUGGAGCCGGCUGCCCGGGCGGAGCUCCUCGAGGCCAUUGACCGGCGACUAAGUCGCGAGGGCGAUUUGGACCUCGUCCGCCGCUACGUGGCAGAGGGGAAGGGUGUCGAGAAGUCAAAGGCGCUGGCAAGGCGUUUCGUCGAUUUGGCAUCGCUUGAGUUGGAUGCGCUAGAGCCUGGUGAGGCACGGGAAGGACUGAGGCUCUUUGCCGAAUUCGUGGUCGUUCGCUCCUACUGA
Messenger RNA from Symbiodinium sp. CCMP2592, 2397 nucleotides. NCBI's taxonomy places the organism in Eukaryota, Dinophyceae, Suessiales, Symbiodiniaceae. The record is from the annotation of a GenBank genome assembly.